AUGAUGUCGGGGCAAAGGUUCGGAGAUGCACGAUCCGUCGUUGUCGUGGGCGCCAUCGCCGCCCUCGCCGCCGUUGCCCGCCCGAGGCCAUUUUGGCGACCCCGCCCUUCGCUGCGCCCCUGGCGCUGCCGCGCCCUGCAGCUCUGCUGCGUGCGGCCGAUGAGGAGGCACAGAGCAUCCAGCAAUAAUGCUCGGUUCCCCCAGAAGAGGCCCAAUCUUGGAAUACCGAGGCUCGGCACUUCCUCUAGAGCUUUCGCUGACGCCGCUGGGACUAACCACAUGGCAGUUUUGAGGGAUUUCGAGAAGGAUUACGGUCAGCGCGACACCCCGUAUGGGAAGCUGUUCGUGGACGCGGAGUUCCCGGCGGAGGACGGCGGCGACCCAGUCAAGAUCCAUCCUAUGCAAACCCAUUUGCUCUCUUGUUUCUGGCCUGCAGCUGCGCCGUUGACUUCGGCACGUUCUUGCGCCUUUGUCUCGGGGACGACGGCCGCGGCGGUUUCGUUUUCUUCUGCGACGAGACGACGCCAGGCAAUCCCCUCCGCCCCGACAAAGGCAGGAAGAUCAUGA
Prorocentrum cordatum is the source of this 567-nucleotide messenger RNA. Lineage: Eukaryota; Dinophyceae; Prorocentrales; Prorocentraceae. The record is from the annotation of a GenBank genome assembly.